Poecilia latipinna (sailfin molly) is the source of this 2765-nucleotide messenger RNA. It is a transcript of the gene prelid3a, whose product is annotated as PRELI domain containing 3A. NCBI's taxonomy places the organism in Eukaryota, Metazoa, Chordata, Actinopteri, Cyprinodontiformes, Poeciliidae. The record is from RefSeq and is a predicted model, not a curated record. The transcript is spliced from 7 exons. The coding region runs from base 447 to 986 and encodes 179 amino acids. Gene Ontology annotation, cellular component: mitochondrial intermembrane space.
UUGAUAUUCGUCUUUAUAUGAAUUCAAAUGAUAUUUCUGGGCUUCACAUUUCAAUAAAACGUUGAUUAAAGAGGUCAGCGACGUUUUAUUUUGGCACCAUAGAGCAGAAUGCCGCAUGCUACUCGGUGACUCUUGACACUUUGUUAAUCGGCUGCUGCACCGGCUCUUGUCCCAGCCAUUCUUUAUCCCUUUAUCUGUUUUCUGGCUGGGAAUCAGCAGAGGAUUUUUUGCGCAGUUUUUGCACGGCCCAGACAUGACAGGAACCACGGUGAUGGGUCCUCUGGGCUCGUCUCAUUGACUGUCGUGAGCUCAUCCACAGCUUUCAGGCCCGGUUCCAACAUCUCGGAUCUAUUUCCUUAUAUGAUGAUAAUGAUGGUCCGAUAAGGUGUAGUUUUGGAUUUUCUUCUCUUUUUUUUUCUAACAGUGAGGAGAACACGUUCACUGGUAUGAUGAAGAUUUGGAGCACCGAGCAUAUUUUCAGUUACCCGUGGGAGACUGUGAUCAAGGCUGCCAUGAGGAAGUACCCCAACCCCAUGAACCCCAAUGUGGUUGGCGUGGAUGUGCUGGAUCGCAGUCUGGACUCAGAGGGACGCCUUCACAGCCACAGACUCCUCAGCACAGAGUGGGGACUACCGUCUAUUGUACGAGCGAUACUGGGGACCAACCACACACAGACAUAUGUGAAGGAACAUUCUAUAGUUGACCCAGAGGUGAAAAAGAUGGAGUUGUGCUCAACAAAUAUUACUCUCACCAACCUGAUAUCCGUAGAUGAGAGGCUUGUUUACACACCACACCCAGAAAACCCAGAGGUUACUGUACUGACACAGGAAGCCAUCAUCACGGUGAAGGGAGUCAGUCUGAGCAGCUAUCUGGAGGGCCUGAUGGUCAGGAGCAUGUCUGCCAACGCCCGGAAGGGCUGGGACGCUAUUGAGUGGGUCAUCCAGAACUCUGAAGGGGACGAUGUACCACUCUGUGACAUUUACUAACACUGGACUCCAGAUCCACUGACGACUGCUUUCCUCAGCCGCUCCUCGUGCCUGAAAGGGGACCGAGGGGGGAAUUCUGAGCAUCUUCCGGUCCUCUGCAGAUGGUUCUUUCAUGUGAAGAAAACUAAACCUUUGCCAAAGCAAAAACGGUUCUUGAAAUUUUCUGGGACUGCGUUGCCAGGUUUGGCGGUUGUGACUCAUUUCCAGCUCCUCAUUUAUAAUCCAAUAACGGUUAAACCACAUGGCAACAAAACAGAGACCUGUGUCUGCUAAGCAAACCUAGCAGACUUUACAAUCUUGAAUGUCACUAUUGUACUUAUGAAGUGACACUUUGGGAAAAACACUCGAUAUGGAAGACGGACGCAACAAGAAGGUACACGCCAAUGUUUUUUUUUUUUUUUUUUUUUUAAACAAGGUACAGCAUAUUGUUAUUAUGUAACUGUCUCAAAGGCUUUACUUGGACUAGUUUGAUACCAUAUGAAAACUCCUACAGUGGGAAACGGGUUAAAAUAUGGAGAUGCUACUGGUGCUUAAUUUGUGUUACACUGGACAAAAAAUGUUAUAUUACUGAUUGGGCAUGAUUUAUAUUUGCCGCAUUAGUUUCAGUCCUGGAUCGCCAAUAUUUUUCAUGUGUAACAUCAGCUUUAUCUGUGUCAGUCUUCAUAGUCUUCAUUUGUUUUCCAUGCAAAAUAAAUAUGAUUAGAUGAGACAAAGAUUAUGCAUUCGUACCUGAAAACACUGCAAGCAGGGUGGUGAUACCAUCAUGCUGUGGGACUGAUUUGCACCCCCUCUCUCCACUGGUAUUUUUGGAUCUGAUAUCUCUGUAGACGUGAUCGCUGAAUUUUUCAACUGUGUCUUGACACAACAGCCAAAUGUCCGAAUUGGAAACCGUUGAAUGUUCUGGUAAAGGUGGUUUUAAAAUUGCUAUAACAGUUUAGCAUUAAGCCUUAACACAAUUAAAAAUGUAUAGAAUGCAUUUAAGAGCUAACUCUGUCUCAGGAAAUCCACCACUUUGAGAGGUCAAAUAUUCAUCCUGGGUAAUAAAUUUUAUGCUUAUCGAUCUAAUCAAGUUGAAAGGCAUACUAUUUUAAGAUCACCUUUGUGGAGUCAUACCAAUACAAUACUUAGAUUAUGCAGGGGAUGUGUUUAAAAAAAACACACACACAAUAUGCGGUCAUCCAGGUCUGAAACCAACAUGGAAAGUGCAAAUCUUGCACAAUUUUGCAAAACAUGAAGGACUUUGGAGAAAAAAAAAAAAGAUGAAUCUGAAAGAAAAAAAAAACAUGGAUAUGAAUGAAAUACCGGACUGUACCAUCAAAAUUCCCUUCAUCUGAUAUUUAACAUCAAUGAGUGUUUUGGAAACGUACCAAGAACAGAUGAAGAAGAAGACACGGUGGUGUCCAAGGUGGGCAGAUGUUGGCAUUUAUCUGGCCUUAAAGCGACACGAGUGUUUUGCUUUCAUGCCUUUGCCAGUCAUACACCUCAUGCUUCCAGACGACGCGCCUGUCCAUAGAUGCAACCUUCGCAUCCUGGAGAUCAGGAGCAGUACUGCAUGUGCGGUGAUGCAAACUGGGACUAAUGUGCUAAAACAUGUUUCUGGAUAGCAGUAAAUAUAGCAUAUUUGUAUAAAUGAUAUUUUAAACAUACAUUUAGUGAAUGCUACUGCUUUCAUUUUGUGUUGCAUAAAAAAUAUUUGUAUACUUUUUUGUUUUGAAGCGCAACAUUUGCCUGGCUGCAAUGAAAGAGAUGCUAAAAUAAUUAAAGCAGAAGUGAAAACAA